This is a messenger RNA of Aspergillus aculeatus ATCC 16872, 978 nucleotides long. RefSeq lists its product as uncharacterized. The record is from RefSeq and is a predicted model, not a curated record. Lineage: Eukaryota; Fungi; Ascomycota; Eurotiomycetes; Eurotiales; Aspergillaceae. The annotation marks the transcript as partial. The transcript has 2 exons.
UCGCGCAGGCGGACAAGAACUUACUCACCUUCGGCGGACGAGAGGUUUGAUUCGCCUUCGGACAGUGAGAAUGACGAGAGUCUUGAUGAGUUCGAGAUGCAUCGCAUCAAGCCCCACGAGAAGACGGGGAUUGUGUUUGACUUUUCGUCUGAACGAGCUGCGCGCUGGGCAACGGCCAUCAAUCUGCCCGAAGGCCUGUACAAUAGUGAAGAGCAGGACCUUUUCUUCCGGCUCGCUAUGCGUGGCUUUGAGCCACUCGUUCCCCAGCUCUGGCGACACGACUUCCCGACGCUGCCGGAAUCGUUGUAUCCACCGACCUCGGGCCCUUCUUUCCGACCUCUGUUCCAGGUUCGCAGAAGCUCCAAUCUGUAUGCCACCAAAGCCCUGGCCAACCUGUUCAAUGUCGGGGGCCGCGUCCGGGACUGCGACAUCUUGGGCCAACGACCCGAGAAAGUGAUCAAGGCCGCCAUCAAGCAGUACUUCCGCUGGGCGCUGUUCGACGCCGAUCUGCACACCACUGACGACUCGAUCCCCGUGUAUGCGGUCUACGCGCAGAGGAAAGGCGAGACGACGCUCCAGGCCGUGCGGCGCCUCAACCGCCGCCUGCGCUAUCUGACCGCGAAGUACCACGAGGCUCUCGGGCUGACCCAGGGGCCGACGCAGACCGAGGAGCCGGAGCCUCAGGAACAGAUCCACGACUCCAUCGAGACCCCGCGCAGCUUCCCGCUGCUCAUGGGGUUCAUCAUCUGCGGUCCCAUCGUCGCGAUCGUGACGCACAGCACGGAUCCCCAGGAGGCCGAGGCCAGCUUCGAUGGCAAGUUCAUCUCGCAGUUCGACCUGUCGGAGCGGGGUCAGGAUGUGUGGAACUCGCUGGCGAUUGCGAUUGCGGUCAUGCAUACGCGGCGGACGAUGAUCGGGCUGGCGGAGAAGGGGCUGGGCGGGUUUACUUUCUUCGAUACGGCGCAGCCGGCGUCGGAU